Messenger RNA from Xenia sp. Carnegie-2017, 1288 nucleotides. RefSeq names its product somatostatin receptor type 4-like. The transcript is spliced from 4 exons. The record is from RefSeq and is a predicted model, not a curated record. Gene Ontology annotation, biological process: G protein-coupled receptor signaling pathway. Gene Ontology annotation, molecular function: G protein-coupled receptor activity. Bases 78 to 1130 code for a protein of 350 amino acids. NCBI's taxonomy places the organism in Eukaryota, Metazoa, Cnidaria, Anthozoa, Malacalcyonacea, Xeniidae. Gene Ontology annotation, cellular component: membrane.
AUUAUAUAGCUCAUGUAGAGAAAUUUUCGUAUCUUGCGUUGAGUAUACCAUACGGAAUUUGUACUGCUUAAACCAUUAUGUUAGAAAUCAAUGGAAUAGUUUUGAAUGACGUUACUGCUAACUCUACGAAAGUUUACAACAAACCUUUUGCAAUAUAUUUACCAAUAUAUAUUUUCGUUAUUCUGUUUGCCGUUUUGGGCAAUUGUCUUGUAUGCUGGAUUGUACUCACAAAUCGCCGGAUGCACGAUUCUACAAAUUUUCUCUUGGUAAAUUUAGCGGUAAGCGAUCUACUUAUAGCACUUUCGAGCACAUUUGAAUUUGCUGAUCUUGUUGUGAAAGAUUUACACUUGGGGAAUAUUGGAUGCAAAUUUGAGGUCAAUCUGUUAAACAUUCCUUAUGGUUCUUCAUGCAUCACUGUCACCAUUAUUUCAUUUGAACGAUAUUGUGCCAUUUGUCGACCACUAACCACACUGACGUACUUCAAGGAACGACUCAAAUAUAUUAUUCCUUCGAUUUGGAUUACUGCUGUUGUUGUAUACUUUCCCACAUUGUAUUUUUGUGGAUAUAGACUCCAUAAAAAUGGGAAUGUACUCAGCUGUGAUUGUACUUAUCGUUGGCCAAGUCUCAAAGCGAAGAACAUUUAUGGCAUUGGCAUCGUUGUUAUUUUUUAUGUUGUCCCUUGUAUGGUUGCUUCUUCUCUCUAUUUCACGAUUAUUCGAAGGCUGAGAAAGAUAAUUCCUGGUGCUGGUGGCAAUAAUGCUGCUUUGUAUAGUUCACGCAGAUCAGUGAUUCGAAUGCUUCUUAUAUCUUUGAUCGUUUUCAUUAUUGCCUGGACGCCUUACAAUGUUUUGUAUACACUCAAAAGGCUAGAAAUCAACUUUAGAAGUAUCUACUCAUACGUAUGGUAUCCAUCGCUUCUACUCGCCGGUUUACAUUGUAUGUGCAACCCGAUCAUUUAUUGUCUACUUGGUAACAAGUUUCGUCAGGCAUUCAGGUCUAUACUGUGUUGCUCAUAUUGCUGUCGUGCUCUACGUUUUCGUCAAUAUCAUGACAUUAGUCAGGAUAUCACGGACAAAGAGAUUGCAGGAAGGACUAGCGCAGGACAAACGAAUCAACUGGCAAGCAAUUAAUUGUUGAAAAAGAAAAGAACUUAAUAGAAUUAAUUAUGUUUGGUUAGAUACAUUUGUGUAAGCACUAGUGUUUCUUUAGCAUAAACACAAGAUUUCACAUUAACAUCCCUCCCCAAUUACAUGUGCACGUGCUUGAUUAAAAAUCUUUCCUCAGGAUA